Galdieria sulphuraria is the source of this 519-nucleotide messenger RNA. Its product is annotated as archaeal ATPase. The annotation marks the transcript as partial. NCBI's taxonomy places the organism in Eukaryota, Rhodophyta, Bangiophyceae, Galdieriales, Galdieriaceae. The record is from RefSeq and is a predicted model, not a curated record. The transcript has a single exon.
UGUUGAAAGUUUCGAGUUGUAUCAGUCUUUGGAUAAUGCAAACAAUAUACCGAUUAAAAGAACCACAAAUUGACAGGGAAGAGGACGUCAGGACAAUUAUACGGACGUUUCUUUUUCAGUUCUCGGAGAAGGCGUACGGUGGGCCUUCGUUCAAUCGCCCGGCUUGCUGUUUUGCGCCGCAUAUUUAUGGAGCCGGCAAAACAUUUCUAGGCCAAAACUUUUUGGCCUAUUUGAAUAUUUUUGCAGAGCGUGAGUGUUCCAAUGCACAGGCUUUUCAACAACUACACAGUUCAAACGAUAACCCCCAACCGAGUGCGUUGAAGGUGCCUUGGAAACACUUUGCGGAACAAACUUUGUCAGUUAUCUUAGAACUAAGAGAGAGCUUUUCUGAUGCUCCUUUUCCAAGGUUUCGAAAGGCUUUGAUGUAUAAUAUUAUUUUGAACGCUUACCGACAAAAUGGUAAAGAUGCGGACGCUCUUCAAAUAGCUGAAAGGACGGUAAAGAAUUUUGAUAUUGUAG